AUGGAAGCCAAAGCUGAUGGAACUCUCGAUCAAUUUCUCCAUGGAGAAACUGACCCCGAUGAUGUCCUCGGUCAUUUGGCAACUCAACCUCAUCAGAUGGACCAGAUUGGGUCGCCUCUGGUGGUUGUCCAAAUGACCAAAUUCACUUGUGGUGGCAUGGCGGUUGGCCUCCGCGUCUCGCACAGAAUCGCCGACAUGCACACUAUAUCAUCCUUCCUGAGCAUGUGGGCGAUGGCAUGUCGUGGAAGCAUUCAGAAGGCUAACCAUCCGUGCUUCGAUGUAUCAUCCAUUUUACCGCCAAGAGACUUGCCCAAGCUCGAGCCUCCUGCCAAACUAAUGCUAGGUGCGAAAUAUGUCGUGAAAAGAUUCGUGUUCGACAACCAAUCUAUCUUGAAACUCAAAGCCAUCGCAAGGAGCGGAGGCUUCAAUUCCAAAAGGGAACCCUCUCGUGUGGAACUGGUCACAGCGCUCGUUUCCAUUGCUCUCUUGAAAAUUGCCAAGCUGAGAAAUGGUCAAUCCAAGCCGUUCUUCAUUUCACACACGGUGAACUUGCGCGGAAGGACAGAUCUCCUAUGGCACGAUAAUUUGGGCGGCAAUGUCUACACAAUGGUGAACGGGAAGUCCACAGCCGAGGUGACCGAGCUUGGGCUACAUGGCUUGGUGGGUUUGGUGCGAGAUGCAAUAACAACCUUGCUUGCUAAAUUACCAAAUGCGAUCGACGGGGAGGAUUUGGGCGACAUGGUGACGAACUCGGUGGGACAGUUUCAAGAGGAACUGCGAAAAGGCGACACCGACGUGCUCAUUUUCACCAGCUGGUGUCGGUUUCCGCUGUACCAAGUAAAUUUGGGUUGGGGUGAACCUGAGUUUGUGAGUAGCUUAUGCACUUCGUUUGACUCGGUCAUGUUGAUGGAUCACAAGAAAGGUGGUGAUUAUAAUGGAGUUGAGGCGUGGGUGAGCCUGACUGAAGAAGACAUGGAUCUUUUCCGUCAACAAGAUGACAUUUUAGAAUAUGCUUCCCAUAAGUAG
Messenger RNA from Eucalyptus grandis, 1026 nucleotides. Its product is annotated as acetyl-CoA-benzylalcohol acetyltransferase. The coding region runs from base 1 to 1026 and encodes 341 amino acids. NCBI's taxonomy places the organism in Eukaryota, Viridiplantae, Streptophyta, Magnoliopsida, Myrtales, Myrtaceae. The record is from RefSeq and is a predicted model, not a curated record. The transcript has a single exon.